This is a messenger RNA of Eublepharis macularius, 2157 nucleotides long. RefSeq names its product DNA cross-link repair 1B (gene DCLRE1B). NCBI's taxonomy places the organism in Eukaryota, Metazoa, Chordata, Lepidosauria, Squamata, Eublepharidae. The coding region runs from base 176 to 1849 and encodes 557 amino acids. Gene Ontology annotation, biological process: interstrand cross-link repair; double-strand break repair via nonhomologous end joining; protection from non-homologous end joining at telomere. The record is from RefSeq and is a predicted model, not a curated record. The transcript is spliced from 5 exons. Gene Ontology annotation, molecular function: damaged DNA binding; 5'-3' DNA exonuclease activity.
UCGAACGGGGACAGGAACAGGCGCCUGUAUCAGAAGUUGCCUCGUUUCUUCGUCUUUAGAAGCGAGCGCUAGCGCCAAAAGCCCUCCUUAGCAGCGUCUUUUCUCUGAGGGCCCGUUCCAUCCCUUGGCUGCCACAGACCUGCUACCAGCCACAGAGUCUCAAAGAGCUGGAUUAAUGAAUGGGGCUCUGAUUGCAGGCACACCCAUUGCAGUGGAUUUCUGGAAUAUAAGAAAUGCUGGUCAAGCUCGCUUAUUCUUCCUUUCUCACAUGCACAGUGACCAUACAGUGGGGCUUUCUAGCACCUGGAACCAACCCAUCUAUUGUUCUCCUAUUACUGGUCAACUCUUGCAUUUGAAAUUGAAGGUAGCUAAGUGCUGGAUCUGUCCCCUUGAAGUGGGAGAGAGCCACGUCCUGCCCAUAGAUGGGAUUGGCAAAGAAACCAUGACUGUGACCUUGAUAGAUGCCAACCAUUGUCCUGGAUCUGUCAUGUUCCUUUUUGAAGGCUACUUUGGGGUCAUCCUCUACACAGGUGAUUUUCGUUACAAUCCCAACAUGCAGCAGGAGCCAGCUUUGAAGAACUCAAAGCUGAUCAACAUCCUCUACCUGGACACUACCAACUGCCAUCCUGAGCUUAUCCUACCAUCCCGGCCAACUGCCACUGAGCAAAUCAAAGAGCUGAUCAGGGCGCACCCUUGUCACCUGGUAAAGAUUGGUACCUACACUUUGGGAAAGGAGUCCCUCUUGGUACAGCUAGCCCAAGAAUUCGGCACUUGGGUUGUAGUGAGCCCUAGAAAGCUGGAAUUCAUAAAGUUACUGGGCCUGGAGAAUGUGUUCAGUACUGAGGAAGAGGCUGGUUGGAUUCAUGUUGUGGAUUUUUCAGAAAUCUGCCAAGCAAACAUGAUCAGCUGGAACCAGAGGCAUCCAACUAUAGCUAUCCUCCCCACCAGUCGGCCAGUGAAGAUCAAUCACCCUGAUGCCCACAUUGUUCCUUAUUCAGACCACUCAUCUUUCCAAGAGUUGCUUGAGUUUGUGGCUUGGCUGAAGCCCUGCUCUAUAAUCCCGGUAGUGAAGACUGCAGAAUGUCAGAUAUAUUUCAAGCAGUAUUUGAGAUCUGAAAAUCAGUCACUCGAGUCCAAAGUGCCUGAAUCGGUGAAAAGAUUCAUGCAGCUACCAAUCAAGAAGCAGGAAAGGCCUUUGAAAAUAUUAAAACUAGCUCCCUCUUGCCAUUUUCCAAGGGGGGUUUUGUUUGAAGAUAGUGAGGAUCCAGAGGUUUCCCAGCAAAGCUACCCAGAGCCCCAGAAGAAAUCUAAGCUUUAUUCUCAAGGAAGGUCUUCUGAGUACUCACUGUGCAGAAGGAAGCGGAAAAUAGUGAUGGUGAAACCUCAAAACCUCAAGGGCCAGAGUGGGCUUUCUCCAGUGAAGUCUGAUGUGCCAUCUCCCAAAUAUCAGUUAAAGGGCAGUAUUGCUCAUGAGUUCCAAAAACGUCAGACAAGUGUGACAUCAAAACACACGCUGCUCUAUUUUGAGGGGGUUGUCAGGACUCCUUGUUCCAGUUCAGGUGGUCAUGUUCAUCUUUCUCAUAUGGGCUUGAAAGACUGUGUCCCCUCAGCAACAUUGCAAACUGUUCAGAAUGACAUCAGUUACACAUGUGGCUCCCCAAAGGAUGUGGCUUUCCAUCCUACCAGUGCUCCAAAGGGCCUUCCUCAGAACUAUGACUUCUCUCCAUUGAGCAACUCUAAGCGUUGGUCCCUCCAAACCUUUGACCAGGAAGUGGAAAACUACUUAAAAAGAGGGCGGGCCAAAAUGCACAAAGGACGGCAAACUUGCACUCAGGCUAAGGACUCAUAGUAGAAGCACAAGAGCUAGCAAAGAGCUUUUGUGGUAUGAUCUGGGGGUUUUGUGCCCAGUUUCUCUGCCAGAGAGGCCUAGAUAAGUAACUUUAGAUGCUGUUUUUCAUUUACUGAGAGAGGAACCUAUUCUCAUAAUUGGGAAUAUGGUUUCUCAUUAUGAAACACAAUAAACUUUAUUGUCGGUAAUAUCAAGGCUGCAAUUUCGUCAUUCUUAUAGGUGUAUUACUGACCUAGGAAGUUUGAGCAGUCUGGUUCCUCUUCCUAUCCCCUCCAGCCCUUCCCACUGCCCCGUGGGGCUGCGUGGCG